AAGGGUAAAGGAACCCUGCUCGAGCUGUGCACAUCGACGACGAUUCAAGGAAACAGCAUCGCCGUUCACGUACUGGAAUAUCUCAGUAUCGCCCAGACUCCUCCUCUUGGAUUUCGAGAAGUAGCCGUUGAAUUUCUGGAAGUCAGUCGGGUUCUAUUCACAGCCAGAGCUGGACUUUCAGAUGCCACUGGCCGUACUACAGCGACUUCCACAGUCGAAGUCAACCGGGACUUUCACGAGAAGGUCAAUCAAACUAAGAAUGUCUUCACAAUCUACGACCAGAUGGUCAACAAGCUCCUCUCCACGGAGAAGAAGCAGACGUUCGGAAAGCUGGGCAAAGGCCUUCGAUUGAUGUUUGCCGAUGGUGACAUGGAGAAGCUGAGGGUCAGCUUCAGUCAAUGCCGCGCUGCUCUCUCACUGGCUGGACACCUGUUCCCCGAGGCCAGAGCUGGACACAGUGUCGACGCUGCCUCAACGAUCGGAUACACGGCAUUGGCGGCUGUCAUGGAACGAGUUGACCCAAGCCGACCGGCAUCAAGCCAUGCAGUUUUGCCAAAGACCGGCCUACCACCGUCUCCACCGCCGACCAUCCCGCUUCCUUCAGCGCCUCUAUCAAUGCGCAGCGAGACCAGAAGCCCUCCCGUUGUCGCAAACGAGCCUUGGACACACAUGUCGCCUGUUCGUUCACCCGCCGAAUCGACUGGCACCGCCAGCACCUCUCGCAGCCAUGCCACAUUUGCCUCGUCGUUGCCUCGUUUCAGCAACGUGAGCUCAAUGAUUGGUGGUGGUCAUGGAGACAACGUUUUCGGCACCGCGGACAACAUGUCCGAUAUCACAGAUGCGACUUCGAUCAUUUCUAGGAUGGAUAUCUCGGACACCACUCGUCAGUCCUACGCCAACGGCGACAAGCUUCCUAAACAAGCAAUUCGCAUGAAGAUUGAUCCUACGAAAGCUCAGAGAUGGGCUCCAAAGAGGACGGUGGGCAACAUCACGGAAGCUGCAAAGACUGCAUUGGCGACGGCGGUUCACCAGAAGCAUCACAAGAUGAUUGAGCAGUUGCUUGAUCAGGGCGUACCCGCCAACAGCGCAAGCGGCAACAACCUCCUCUGCGACGCUGUCAUCAAUCACGACUUGGAGAGCGUUCGUCUCCUGCUCCUCUUUGGCGCCGACGCGAACGGCACGGACAAGGACAACUGUACGCCACUUUAUGCUGCCACCGGAGCAUCGUUUUUCGAAGCAGCACAAUUGCUCAUCAACUACAAUGCAAACCCAAAUCAAUCUGCUGGAAUGUACGGUGAAUCGCCGUUCGCCGUUUCCUUGUCGGACGCCAAAGCACCGUUCGCCCACAUGUACCUUCAAUAUGGUGCGGACCCAUCAGCAGUGAUGGAGAACGGCGACACCGCUUUCACCCAGUCCAUGAAUAAGUAUACACCUUCUUGGCUCAUUGAGCUGAUGCUCUUGUACUCGACUCCGGUCGAUGCCAAAAACGCUCGCGGUGAGACCGCCCUGUUCAAAGCCAUCAAUUCCGCCCGCCUGGAUCUGGUCUCAAAACUGUUGAGCGCCCGCGCAGAUCCCAACCUUCCCGGACCAAAAAUUGUGCUCUGGCCUGCAGUCCACCACCCUGCUAUCCUCGAAGAGCUUCUCACUCACGGCGCCGAUCUGCGCCGCGCACCCGGUGUUCUGGAGCUGGCCACUUCCACUAACUCCACGGAAGCAGUGAACAUCCUCCUUCACCACGGUGCUGAUACCAACGCCAAGAAAGACAACAUUUACACUCCGCUCUGUUCCGCUAUUCGAGAUGAUCGUGAGGCUCUCGUCGAGACCCUGCUCGCGGCUGGUGCAGAUCCCAACCUCAAGGCUCUCGACUGGCCCCUCUUCAAAGCGGUGUCUUAUCAUCGCACGCACAUGAUUCCGCGUCUGCUCGCCGCCGGCGCCGAUCCACAUCACCCCAAGGGUUUGAUCGAAUCUGCCGUUGCACACGAGAACAUGCCAGCGUUGAACUAUCUCCUCCGCCAAAACAUUGAUCCCAAUGCUCGCAACGCAAAGGGCUAUACUGCAUUGACAACCGCGAUUCGCGAUAACCACCCGGAAUACAUUGACGUCCUCCUCGCUCAUGGCGCCGAUCCUUCUGUCCGCGGACAAGACUGGCCCAUUAGUAUGGCAGUCAAGCGCCCCGCCAUCCUCGCCAAGCUUCUACCGCACAUCCAGCCCUCCAAAAUCCUCCCAGGCGCAAUGGAACUCGCCGUCGUCGCCGACCAACUCGAGUCGGUCCGUCUGCUCGUCAACGCGGGGAUGGAUCCCGAGUCGAAGAACGGUGGCGUCUUCUCCCCUCUCACUACCGCCAUCCGCGAGAACCGAAAAGAGAUCUUCCGAUACCUCGUUGACGAAGCGGGUGCAGACGUCAACACUCCCGGUGAGCACUUGCCCAUCAUCAAGGCAAUUCGCCGUCAUCGCGAAGAGGAUCUGAGUUACAUCUCCCACUUACUCGAGAACGGCGCGAACGUGAACCUCAUGUACCGCGGCUGGAACGCCGUGCUGCAAGCGCUGGAGAAUGGGGAUCUGGAAAUUCUCAAACUAUUGAUGGAAAAAGGCCGUCCCGGUCCGGAUCUCGACCAACAAGACGACAGCGGACGGUCGGUGAGAGACAUCAUCCACGAGAGAGAUCUAAUCGAGGAAGAAGAGAUUUUG
Zymoseptoria tritici IPO323 is the source of this 2688-nucleotide messenger RNA. RefSeq lists its product as uncharacterized. Gene Ontology annotation, molecular function: transmembrane transporter binding. The record is from RefSeq and is a predicted model, not a curated record. The annotation marks the transcript as partial. The transcript has a single exon. Gene Ontology annotation, cellular component: membrane; axon initial segment; synapse. Lineage: Eukaryota; Fungi; Ascomycota; Dothideomycetes; Mycosphaerellales; Mycosphaerellaceae. Gene Ontology annotation, biological process: negative regulation of delayed rectifier potassium channel activity; neuronal action potential.